AGCUCGGCGGAGGGCGGGGGGCCCGGCGCGGCCCGGGACGAUGCUGCGGCUGGUGUCGCUGAAGUUGGGGCGGCUGUACCGCUACGUGAAGCUGGCGGUGCUGGGCAGCCUGGCGGCGGCGCUGGUGCUGAACACGCACUCGCUGCUGGCCUCGCUGCAGCGCAACGAGCUGUCGGAGCGGCGCUUCCUGCAGCUCAAUAAGUGCCCGGCCUGCUGGGGCACCAGCUGGUGCCGCAAGUUCCUCAACGGGCAGCUGCGGCUGGAGAGCUGGGGCCGCCUGCGCCUGCUGGACUUCUUCAACGUGAAGAACGUGUACUUCGCGCGGUACGGGGAGCCCCGCGAGGGCUCCCGCCGCGUCGUGCUGAAGCGCCUGGGCUCGGCGCAGGAGCUCGCCGACAUCGACACCAAGAUCUGCCGGCGCGCCACCGGCAGGGGCCGCUGCGACCUGCUGCAGGCGCUGCCCGCCACCGAGUUCGCCAGCCUGAACGGCGACGUGCGGCUGCUCACCCCCGGCGCCGUGGAGGGCUGGUCCGACCUGGUGCACUGCCCCUCGCAGCGCCUGCUCGACCGCCUGGUGCGCCGCUACGCCGAGACCAAGGACUCGGGCAGCUUCCUGCUGCGCAACCUGAAGGACUCGGAGCGCAUGCAGCUGCUCAUCACCCUCGCCUUCAACCCCGAGCCGCUGGUGCUGCAGAGUUUUCCCUCUGAUGAGGGUUGGCCAUUUGCAAAGUAUUUGGGAGCAUGUGGAAGAAUGGUGGCUGUCAACUAUGUUGGAGAAGAGCUGUGGAGUUACUUCAAUGCACCAUGGGAGAAACGAGUGGAUCUGGCCUGGCAAUUGAUGGAAAUAGCUGAGCAGCUGACAAAUAAUGACUUUGAAUUUGCACUCUACCUCCUUGAUGUCAGCUUCGACAACUUUGCAGUGGGACCAAGAGAUGGGAAGGUUAUCAUUGUAGACGCAGAAAACGUUCUGGUAGCAGACAAAAGGCUGAUCAGACAGAAUAAACCUGAGAACUGGGAUGUGUGGUAUGAGAGCAAGUUUGAUGACUGUGAUAAAGAAGCUUGUCUGUCCUUCUCGAAGGAGAUUCUUUGUGCUCGUGUCACUGUGGACCACAACUAUUACGCCGUGUGUCAGAACCUUUUGUCCAGACACGCCACGUGGCGGGGCACCUCGGGGGGGCUGCUGCACGACCCCCCAGCUGAGAUUGCCAAAGAGGGGCGCCUGGAGGCCCUGCUGGAUGAGUGUGCCAACCCAAAGAAGAGAUACGGUCGAUUCCAGGCCGCCAAGGAACUCCGGGAAUACCUCGCACAGCUCAGUAACAACGUGAGGUAGUCCACAGUGAAAUUCUUUGGCAACACUGGCUGAAACACUAUUGCAAAGACACAUAGAAAACAAAGUUUUGGACUCCUGUGUUAAAAAGAGAGAAUAAAAAUCCCUAGUUUAUCAGUUUUCUUAAUACUGUAAAAAUAGAAUUUUAUGGUGUUAUAAUGUUCCUUUGCAAACAAACAAGGUACUUACUGAAUUAAAACUUGAGCUACUAUUGACUGGCCUCCCUAACUGUUUAAAAGGGAGUAGGUCACAAAAGACUGUGAUAGCUUAAUUGACAGCUUGUGUGUCAAAGGGUACUUUACAUAAAACUGCAUUAGUGUCACAGUUUUGUGAAACUGAUGUUCUUACUUGGAAAGUCAAGUUAGACUGGUGGCCUGUUUUAAAGGCCUUUUUUCUGACAUCAUUGUCUCAUUUUUGUGUUUGUUUAAACACCUUGAAGUGGCAUUUACAUCCGGGUAUCUAGCUGUCUGCAUUGUUUCAAACUGAACAGGCUUUCAUGUUAGUGCUGUGCAGAACAUUCCUACUGUGAGUGCAGGAUUCCUGAGUUUACUGUCUGACUUUAGAGGGUUUUACACUGUAUUUAAUUAUGCUUAGACAUUGUGGUUUGUUUUUUUUUUAAGAUCAUCAUAAGCUCAAAUCUCACUUGAACUAACAUUAAUUUCAUGUCUUCUGUGGUUCUGCCAUUGGAAAUAUCACUUAAUGUAACUAUUGUACAAAACUUACCCUUCGUGCCAGUAUAUACACAUGGCUGUUUAACAGGAAAUCGUGGUAUGAACAAGCUCUUAUUUUUAGAAGAGGUAAUUUGAAAAUUGGAAAGACACUACAAUAAAAAGAUCUGUGUUAAUUUAAAUUGGGGAUAAAAGAUUGACAAAACUAAAAAAUCACUAGUCUGGUGUAGUUUAAGCCAAAGAAAAUGGUUUUGUUUAUUAGUUUUUGAACAUAUAAUAAACAAAGAAUGCUGAAUUGUAGUGAAGCUAAUAAUAUUCAAAAUUCAGAUUUUGAUGGUC
Catharus ustulatus (Swainson's thrush) is the source of this 2334-nucleotide messenger RNA. It is a transcript of the gene DIPK2A, whose product is annotated as divergent protein kinase domain 2A. Gene Ontology annotation, cellular component: COPI vesicle coat. The record is from RefSeq and is a predicted model, not a curated record. Bases 41 to 1330 code for a protein of 429 amino acids. NCBI's taxonomy places the organism in Eukaryota, Metazoa, Chordata, Aves, Passeriformes, Turdidae. The transcript has 3 exons. Gene Ontology annotation, biological process: regulation of phosphatidylinositol 3-kinase/protein kinase B signal transduction; cardiac muscle cell proliferation.